This is a messenger RNA of Notechis scutatus (mainland tiger snake), 2451 nucleotides long. The record is from RefSeq and is a predicted model, not a curated record. Lineage: Eukaryota; Metazoa; Chordata; Lepidosauria; Squamata; Elapidae.
GCUCUCGCUGGGCAUAAUAGAAAGCUAUGCAAGGGGAAACACUAUAAAUGUGACUUCAUAUGUCAGACGGCUUUUCUACUGCAUCCAGCUCAGGCUAUUGAAUAGUUCAGCAGAUUUACUAAGCGUGAUCCAAUGGAGCUGCGUGAUUAUCAGUGGGAGGUCAUUGGGCCUGCUUUGGAAGGAAAGAAUAUAAUCAUAUGGCUGCCAACAGGUGCUGGAAAGACUCGAGCAGCUGUCUAUGUUUGUAAGAAGCACUUGGAGAGUCAAGACAAGAACAAGGUGGUUGUGUUAGUCAACACAGUAUCUCUAGUCGACCAACAUCUGAAGAAUGAAUUCAGUUUCUUACAAAGUCAAUUCCAAAUUACCUCUGUUUAUGGUGAUAGUCUCCAGAAGCUAUUCUUCUCAGAUAUGGUAAAGAGCCAUGACUUGAUAAUUUGCACAGCCCAAAUCCUGUAUAAUGCCCUCAACAACCAAGAUGAGGAAAUGCAUGUGGAACUGACUGAUUUCUCUCUAUUGGUGGUUGAUGAGUGUCACCACACUCACAAAGGAACUGUUUAUAACAAGAUUAUGGAGGACUACUUGGACCGCAAGUUGAAAGGCCAACAGGGUUUACCUCAGAUUUUGGGUCUCACAGCCUCUCUAGGUACUGGAAGUUCAACUACCCUUGAAGCAGCUAAGGCCCACAUCCUUGAGAUCUGUGCUAACCUGGAUGCUGAAAGAAUUAUGUCAAUCAAUAAACAGAAUUCCUCUCUUGAUUGUCAUGUUCCAUGUCCCAAGAAACAGUACGAUCUGGCAGAACCAAGGUUGCAGGACCCAUUUGGAGAAAAGCUCCGGGAGAUAAUGACCCAGAUUUAUACUUACCUAAAUGUAUCUGACAUUACUGCGAACUUUGGUACCAAGUGCUUUGAGCAGCAAGUUGUGGAGCUUGAAAUGAAAGGAGCAAAAGAAUGUUGCCAAAAAACCCGAGUUUGUGCCCUGCAUCUGCGGAAAUACAAUGAUGCCCUGCUGACCAAUGAAACCGUGCGCAUGAUUGAUGCCUUCAAUAUGCUGGAUGAGUUUUACCAAAUAGAACAAGCUACUAAGAAAUUAACACAAGAAAGCGAACAGUAUCUUUUCCAGCUCUUUGAUGAGAACAGGUUGUCUUUCUUGGGCCUUGCUAAAGACAGUCGCUACGAGAAUCCCAAACUUGGCAAGCUGCAACAAGUCCUGCAAGACCAGUUCCAAGAACUGAAGAGCUCACGGGGCAUUGUGUUCACUUGGACACGCCAGAGUGCCUAUUCACUACAUGAGUGGGUCCUGGGCAAUCAGGCUUUGUGUGCACUUGGGAUCAAGUCUGAUGUUCUAACUGGGGUUGGCCCCAGCAGUCAGACAAAACACAUGACGCAGCAAGAACAACAAGACAUUAUCCAACGCUUCCGAAAAGGGCAACUCAACCUUCUUUUUUCCACCAGCGUGGCUGAGGAAGGGCUGGACAUUCCUGAGUGUAAUAUCAUAAUCCGUUACGGGCUAAUGACAAAUGAAAUUGCCAUGAUGCAGGCCAGAGGCCGUGCCCGUGCCCCAAACAGCAUCUGUUCCAUUUUGGCCAAGACCAACAGCAAGGAGGUAGCCCGUGAGAGGCUUAAUGAAACUUUGGAGAUCCUAAUGGAGAGUGCCAUAAAAUGGGUGCAGGAGAUGCCUGAGAAAGAAUACCACCAAAAGAUUGCAAAAUUGCAGCAUGAAGGCAUGAUCAGCAGGAAAUUGCGGGAUAUCAAACUUGAGCAGCAGCGCCAGCUACACGAUCCAGAUAGUGUACUUUUCUGUUGCCUAAACUGCAACCUGGCCGUCUGCCGUGCAAGUGACCUGCGCAAAAUAGAGAAUAUGCACCACAUCAACAUUAAUCCCAACUUCAGCCUCUAUUACAAAAAGUCACAAGUUUGUGUGGAAAUUUCCCGCAAAUUCAAAGACUGGAAGCUAGGCAAUUCCAUCAGUUGUGAGAAAUGCGGGCAGAUUUGGGGAGUGGAAAUGGUCCACCGGGAUUUCAUACUUCCAAUGUUGGCCAUUAAAAAUUUUGUGGUGGAAACUCCCAAUGGCCGCCAGAAAACCAGAAAAUGGAGCAAAGUUACUUUUGAAAUCAAGGCCUUUGAUUAUACUGAAUAUUGUAACAUUACUUUUUAAACUCGAUACACAACACUUGGCGGUUAAAUGAAAAAGAAUUCAAAAUAAUGGAAUGUGCCGCUUUUGGCUAAUAAAUAUAGUACAUCUUCUUUAUCUAAUGAAAAUUAAGCAACCCCACUGAAUGAAUGCUGAUUCAAAAUAAUUUGAAGUAGGCCUGCUGAACCUCUUCACUAAUUCCAACCCUGAAUGCUGGGGGCUUCUUUCUUCUUUGACUGUAUUUGUGGGCUGUCUUGUCCCAAAAUAAAUGUUUGCAAUGGGUGAAGGUACCCGGCUGUAUAAUUAUUCUUCUUGUAUUAA